AUGUCUCUCACGCGGCCGUCGCGAGAGUUCCUCCAUCUUCCCCGCCAAUUGGCGAGGACAACGUCACGAACUCGACCAUCCUCGGCCACCAGCAGCAGCGCCGUCACCACAAACCAGACACGCCGCAUCGGCACACUGCCCCAGACCAGAUCACACCGACAAACAGCAGCACCCAAACAGCCCCCGGUCCGUCAAAGCCGCACGGUAGCAACCUUCACGCCGCCCUUCCAAGCCGGCGCCGUGUCACGCAUCGAGACCAAUGUCGACCCGACGUCUCCCGAGUUUCGUGAGAAUGAGGCCAGCAUGGCCGAGCUCAUGGUCCGCCUCGACACGCUGACCCGCAAGGCGCAGCAGGGAGGCAACGCCAAGGCCAAGGAGAAGCACAUUGCGAGGGGCAAAAUGCUGCCGCGCGACAGGAUAGCUGCCCUGAUCGACCCGGGCUCGUCCUUCAUGGAGCUGAGCGCCCUGGCUGCUCACGAGGUCUACCCCGAGGCCGACGUCCCUGCCGCUGGUAUCAUCACUGGGGUUGGUGUCGUCGAGGGCGUCACCUGUAUGAUUGUCGCCAACGACAGUACCGUCAAGGGCGGAACUUACUACCCCAUGACGGUCAAGAAGCACUUGAGGGCACAGGCUGUGGCUCAGGAAAACAAGCUACCGUGCAUCUACCUAGUCGACUCGGGCGGUGCCAACCUUCCACACCAGGCCGAUGUGUUCCCCGACCAAAACCACUUUGGCCGCAUCUUCUACAAUCAGGCUCGUAUGUCUUCGCAAGGAAUUCCCCAAAUCGCUGUGGUCAUGGGUCCCUGCACAGCAGGAGGAGCGUACGUGCCCGCCAUGAGCGACGAGAGCAUUAUUGUGGGCAACCAAGGCCACAUCUUUCUUGCUGGACCGCCCCUCGUCAAGGCGGCCACUGGCGAAGUCGUCACACCGGAGGAGCUGGGAGGCGGCGAGAUGCACUCCUCAGUAUCUGGAGUUACCGACCACUUGGCUGUGGACGACGCACAUGCUCUAGUCCUUGCUAGGCGAUGCAUCAGCAACCUGAACUGGCCCGCCCAAUCGAAGUCUUCUCAGGAACCUUCAUAUGAAGAGCCUCUAUAUCCGGCAGAAGAGCUUCUGGGCAUUGCAUCCCCUAACCUACGCAAGCCACUACCGAUUCGCGAAGUCAUAGCCCGCAUAGUCGAUAGCUCGGCCUUUUCCGAGUUCAAGCGGGACUAUGGCACGACACUUGUCACGGGUUUUGCGUCCAUCUACGGCCAAAAAGUCGGCAUUGUGGCCAACGAUGGUGUUCUGCUCGGCACGUCGGCUGUCAAGGGCGCGCACUUUAUUGAGCUUUGCGCCCAACGGGGGAUUCCUCUCGUGUUUCUACAGAACAUUUCUGGCUUCAUGGUUGGCAAGGAGGCUGAACGUGAUGGUAUUGCCAAGCACGGUGCCAAACUGGUUACUGCAGUUGCGUGCGCCGAUGUGCCCAAGUUCACAGUCGUAGUCGGCGGCAGCUACGGUGCUGGAAACUACGGCAUGUGCGGCAGGGCAUACAGUCCUCGCUUCAUGUGGCUGUGGCCCAAUGCCCGUGUCGGCGUCAUGGGUGCCGAGCAGCUCGCUGCCGUCAUGGAGACGGUCGGAAAGCCAGACCCAGAGCUGAAGGACAGAAUCGAGAGGGAGACUGACGCCGUGUUUUCGAGUGCACGAUUAUGGGAUGACGGCAUAAUUCCGCCGCAACACACACGCAGGUACCUUGGCUUGGGCCUGCGGGCUGCCAUGUCGGGGCGCAACGAGGUCAAGCCCGGCGACACCAAGUUCGGCGUGUUCCGGAUGUAG
Messenger RNA from Pyricularia pennisetigena, 1815 nucleotides. RefSeq lists its product as uncharacterized. Gene Ontology annotation, cellular component: methylcrotonoyl-CoA carboxylase complex; mitochondrion. The coding region runs from base 1 to 1815 and encodes 604 amino acids. Gene Ontology annotation, molecular function: methylcrotonoyl-CoA carboxylase activity. NCBI's taxonomy places the organism in Eukaryota, Fungi, Ascomycota, Sordariomycetes, Magnaporthales, Pyriculariaceae. The record is from RefSeq and is a predicted model, not a curated record. The transcript is spliced from 3 exons. Gene Ontology annotation, biological process: L-leucine catabolic process.